UAAUCUGAAUCUUCAAUUUCCUCUCGAUUUGGUUGAGGUGAAGGGCGAAUCUGCUCAGCUUCCCGAAUCCAUGGUGGGUCUGUCGUCUUUGAGCAUAGUGUCUGAGAUCUCCUCCACUGUGGCUCCUAUCAUUUCUUCUCCUCCGAAUGUGAGCUCAGUGUCUGAGAUCUCCUCCACUGUGGCUCAUAUCAAUUCUCCUCCUCCGGUUGUUCACAGUCCCUCAAGCGGCCAUCCUUCGUCGGCUGUGAAUGUUCCUCUUUCGAUUGAGCUGCCUUGGGCAACAAAAUUCAAGGCCUCUCUUCGAAACUUAAAGCAGAUGAAUCCUCCUUCCUUCCUUGAAGAUGGUACGCCAGUGGUGGUGGCUCCUUCUUCGGUCUUAUUGAAAACUGCAGAGAUGUGGAAAGGCCAUAUUGUUGCUCAGUUCCACGGCUUAUGUCCUCCUCCAGGAAAGAUUUUCACCGAUUUGAAUCCGAUUUGGGGUAAGUUUGGUAACAUCACGGUCCGUAUAUUCUCGGAGACUGCUGCUCUCAUAUUCAUACCGUCGCCAAAUACCAGACAGUGGGUCGUGGACAUCGGGUUCUGGCAAGCUGGUAAUUGCUCUUGCACUUGCUAUCACUGGUCUCCGGAUGGUCUGCUUGAGGUUCAGGAGCUGCAGACUGCACCAACUUGGGCUAUUUUAAGAAAUGUCCCUCCUCAGCUUUAUUCUCUGGAAGGAAUAAGUGUGAUUGCAAGUGGUAUAGGAGAGCCAUUGCACACAGAGAAGUCUAGGUUGGAUCCGGUAAACAUUGGUUUCACGAAGGUGAAGGUGGUUAUAAAUUUGGAGUCAACAUUACCAUCCACAGUGGUUGUUCGUGAUGUGCAGGGUAAUUCAGUAAAGGUUGAAGUAGAGUAUCCGCGUCCUCCUCCGAAGUGUUUAAACUGUGGGAGGUAUGGACAUCUUCUUAGUCGGUGCCCUAAACCACUAUUGAGAAAGCUCCCUUAUAAGAAAGAUAAGCCUUCAGGGUCUAAGGAGGUUAAUCUCUCCUCCACUUCUGUUAUCCCUUCUAUUGGGACUGAUUGCACCUCGAAAGAUUUAGAGAAAUCUAAAGGAGAAGCCACAUCCUCAAGAACUAGAAGGAGGCGCUCUCGGUCCAAGAAGCGUUCAACUAGUAUGCCGCCAAAGAUGGUUGAUAUAUCGGCGGGUUCUAAGGAGAGAUGUAGAAUGGGGACUGCCAUUGGGGAAAAGUUGAAGUGGGUAGCAAAGUCGGAUAUAAGGCCUGCGUCUUCUAUCCCUUCCAGUAGUAAUCUUGGUUCUAUUGAUAAGCGGCAGUCUGUUAUUCAGAAUCAGAUCCCUGUUGAGGGAGUGGAGAUACAGGUAGGGAGUGACUCGCUUCUGGUCCAGGAUUUUCCCUACCCUCCUGAUUGGGAUAGCCAGUCAAAUAAGUCAAAGAAAAAACAACUAAAAAUCUGGCACAACCAGAUGCGAUCUGCACGUCAAUUAGCUCAAGCUGCGGUUCGGGAUGAAGUCCCGCACGAACCCCGAUCUCGUCAACGGGUAGUUAGAAGCUGGAUUGCUUCAAAUAAUCUUCUAGUCGGUUGUUUUUUGGAAACGCAUGUAGCUCAGGUUAAUGCCAGUGCUGUUUUGGCUGCAACUCUUCCGGGUUGGAGGAUGGAUAAUAAUUAUUGCAGCUCUGAACUGGGAAGGAUCUGGGUGGUGUGGGAUCCGUCGGUUUCAGUUUUGGUGUUCAGGAGGACUGAUCAGUUGAUGAUGUGCUCUAUCAAGAUUCCUAAUAUUUUGCAGUCCUUCGCUGUCACUUUUGUUUAUGGGAGAAAUACUGAGCUUGAGAGAAGGAGUUUAUGGGAAGACAUCUCUAACCUGGCUGCCUCUUCUCCUCUGUGUGACACUGCUUGGAUUUUAGCAGGUGAUUUCAAUCAAAUUGCUUCUCUUAGCGAACAUUACUCAGUCAUUCAAUCUAAUGUGUCUCUUAGGGGUUUAGAAGACUUCCAAUCGUGCUUGAGUGAUAAUGAUCUGAUGGAUAUUCCUUCUCGUGGUAUUUUCUACACUUGGUCCAAUCAUCAACAGGACAAUCCUAUCAUCAGGAAGUUGGACAGAGUUAUAGCUAAUGGUGAAUGGUUUUCUUCUUUUCCUAGUGCAACUGCAGUCUUUGAUCCUCCUGGUGAUUCCGAUCAUGCGCCUUGUAUAGUGAGAAUGGUCAACCAACCUGCUGCCUCAAAAAAGUGUUUUAAAUACUUCUCCUUCCUUGCUUCCCAUCCAGAGUUUCUCAACUAUAUUGCCACUGCCUGGGCGGAUGAGAUACUGGUUGGUUCCUCAAUGUUCUCUCUGGGAGAGCACCUAAAAGCUGCAAAGAAGGCUUGUAGGAAUCUGAAUAGGCUUGGUUUUGGUAACCUGCAGCAAAGAACAAAUGAGGCUUUGGUCGCGUUGGAAAAUAUCCAGACUCAAUUGCUUUCCUCUCCUUCUCCUUCUUUAUUCAGGGAAGAGCAUGUCGCUAGGAAGAAGUGGGAUUUCUUUGCUGUGGCUCUUGAGUCAUUUUACCGGCAGAAAUCAAGAAUUAAGUGGCUUAAGGAUGGGGAUGCAAAUACUCGGUUCUUUCAUAGAGUGGUUUUGGCUCAUCAGGCUAGGAACCUGAUCAAGUUUCUCAGAAGGGAAGACGGUGAGAGAGUUGAAAAUGUGGACCAGUUAAAACAAAUGAUUGUGGCUUACUACUCUCACCUCUUAGGGACUGAAAGUAGUAUUACUUCUCCUUUCUCGGUUGAAAGAAUUCGGGCAAUCCACCCGUUUAGAUCUGAUCGUCCGCCGGUUUUCACGAUGCCGUCUCCCUCCUCCGCCGUCGUCGUGUUUCUUCUUCUCGUUUCCCUUCUCUCUCCUACGUUCGCAUCCGAUUCAGAUCACAAGUAUCAAGCCGAUGAGCAGGUUACCCUGUGGGUGAACAAAGUUGGCCCAUAUAACAAUCCACAAGAAACAUACAACUAUUACAGUCUUCCAUUUUGCCGCCCGUCUGGAAACAAUGUUCACAAAUGGGGUGGUCUUGGUGAAGUACUUGGUGGAAAUGAGCUGAUUGACAGUGAGAUUGCGAUAAAGUUCUUGAAGAAUGUCGAUAGAAAUGUCAUCUGUCCGCUUGAACUCGAUGAAGCUAAGGUCAAGCAUUUCAAAGAUGCAAUUGAAUCUAGCUACUGGUUUGAAUUUUUUAUGGAUGAUCUACCUUUGUGGGGCUUUGUGGGUGAGCUGCAUCCAGACAAAAAUAGUGAAAACGGCAAGCAUGUCCUCUACACACAUAAGAACAUUGUUGUCAAAUACAACAAAGACCAGAUCAUUCAUGUUAAUCUCACUCAAGACAACCCAAGGCCAUUGGAAGCAGGGAAAAAAAUGGACCUGACGUAUUCUGUGCAAUGGAUUCCAACAAAUGUCACAUUUGCUCGCCGCUUUGACGUCUAUCUGGAUUAUCCGUUCUUUGAACACCAGAUCCACUGGUUCUCCAUCUUUAACUCGUUCAUGAUGGUUAUUUUCCUCACUGGUUUGGUCUCAAUGAUAUUGAUGAGGACUCUCAGAAAUGAUUAUGCAAAGUAUGCUCGAGAAGAUGAUGAUCUUGAGAGCUUGGAACGGGAUGUAAGUGAAGAAUCUGGUUGGAAACUUGUACAUGGAGAUGUGUUCAGGCCAGCAAGUAGUCUAGUUCUACUCUCAGCUGUAGUUGGCACAGGUGCACAGUUGGCGUUACUGGUUCUUCUUGUCAUAUUAAUGGCCAUCGUGGGAACUCUCUAUGUUGGGAGAGGAGCAAUCGUCACAACUUUCAUAGUUUGCUAUGCUCUGACUUCCUUUGUCUCUGGUUACGUGAGCGGUGGAAUGUACUCAAGAAGCGGGGGUAAACAUUGGAUCAAGUGCAUGGUCCUCACGGCUUCUCUCUUUCCCUUUUUGUGCUUCGGAAUUGGCUUUCUCCUAAACACAAUUGCCAUAUUCUAUGGAUCUCUUGCGGCUAUUCCUUUUGGGACAAUGGUGGUUGUGUUUGUAAUUUGGGGGUUCAUUUCCUUCCCCUUAGCCCUCCUCGGAACAGUUGUUGGAAGAAACUGGAGCGGUGCUCCUAACAAUCCAUGCCGUCAUCUUCAUUGAGAUGUACUUUGUCUUCACAUCCUUCUGGAAUUACAAGGUCUACUAUGUGUAUGGAUUCAUGUUACUAGUUUUUGUGAUUCUCGUCAUAGUGACGGUGUGUGUGACAAUCGUGGGUACAUACUUCCUGCUGAAUGCAGAGAACUAUCACUGGCAAUGGACUUCAUUUUUCUCUGCUGCUUCGACGGCUGUGUAUGUCUACUUAUACUCCAUCUAUUACUACUACGUAAAGACCAAGAUGUCCGGAUUCUUCCAGACAAGCUUCUACUUUGGAUACACCAUGAUGUUCUGUCUUGGCCUUGGAAUCCUUUGCGGAGCUGUUGGAUACUUGGGAUCAAAUCUGUUUGUAAGGAGGAUCUACAGAAACAUCAAGUG
This is a messenger RNA of Arabidopsis arenosa, 4474 nucleotides long. The record is from the annotation of a GenBank genome assembly. NCBI's taxonomy places the organism in Eukaryota, Viridiplantae, Streptophyta, Magnoliopsida, Brassicales, Brassicaceae.